Zingiber officinale is the source of this 1356-nucleotide messenger RNA. Its product is annotated as triosephosphate isomerase, chloroplastic-like. The record is from RefSeq and is a predicted model, not a curated record. Gene Ontology annotation, biological process: gluconeogenesis; glyceraldehyde-3-phosphate biosynthetic process; glycolytic process. Gene Ontology annotation, cellular component: cytosol. Bases 196 to 1161 code for a protein of 321 amino acids. Lineage: Eukaryota; Viridiplantae; Streptophyta; Magnoliopsida; Zingiberales; Zingiberaceae. The transcript has 10 exons. Gene Ontology annotation, molecular function: triose-phosphate isomerase activity.
UCUUGCUGGAUUCUUCGACGCCGAAAUCCUGGAAAAUACGUGUCGGCAGAAGAGUGGGCCUGCGGCGUUAUCUCGAAAAUCUUGGUUUUCUCUGCCACGCAACUCUCGAGCGGAAUCUAUUGGGGAUCCAAUGGGGAGGACAUCCUGGCACAGAAAUAAGUAAAGGAAGGGAGAAAGGUUCGGUAGACGACGGCUAUGGCGGCGGCAGCGUCAUCAUCUCUGGCAUCGCAGUUCUUAGGGCUUCGCCGCGAGGCAGCCCCUUCCACCGCCCUCUUUGUCCAGAGUGCCCAGUCCAAGCUCCGACUCCCCUCCACCCGCUGCCCUAACGGACGAGUCGUGGCCAUGGCCGGCACCGGAAAGUUUUUCGUUGGGGGAAAUUGGAAAUGUCCUCAAGAAUGGCUGACAUCCAAGACAGACAACUUGAAUUACUUGAAGAAUGGGACAACAGAUUCUGUUAGCAGACUUGUCGCUGAUCUGAAUGUUGCCAAGUUGGAAAAUGAUGUAGAUGUUGUUGUAGCACCUCCAUAUAUCUAUCUUGACAAGGUCAGGCAAUCAUUGACUAAUCGCAUUGAAAUAUCUGCUCAGAAUUCUUGGGUAGGGAAAGGUGGAGCAUUCACUGGUGAAAUCAGUGCAGAGCAAUUGAUAGAUAUCGGAUGCAAGUGGGUUAUUCUCGGUCAUUCUGAGCGCAGGCAUAUUAUUGGGGAGGACAACCAGUUUAUUGGAAAGAAGGCAGCAUAUGCAUUGAGUCAAAAUCUUAAAGUGAUUGCUUGUAUAGGAGAAAAGCUAGAAGAGAGAGAGACUGGAAAGACAUUUGAUGUCUGUUUCCAGCAAAUGAAAGCUUUUGCAGAUAGCAUCUCCGAUUGGACUAACGUUGUUAUCGCUUAUGAGCCUGUAUGGGCUAUUGGCACUGGGAAGGUGGCCACACCUCAGCAAGCUCAAGAAGUACAUGCAGCUGUACGUGAUUGGCUCAAGAACAAUGUCUCAGCUGAGGUUGCUUCUUCCACUCGAAUCAUCUAUGGAGGUUCUGUGAAUGGAAGCAAUUGUUCAGAACUCGCAGAAGAAGAAGAUAUCGAUGGAUUUCUUGUUGGAGGUGCCUCACUCAAGGGUCCGGAGUUCGCCACCAUUGUCAACUCGGUGACUUCAAAAAAAGUCGCAGCUUGACCCAAUUUCUGUUCAACUUUGAAGAACCAAUCUCCAAGACUAGGAGGCAACUUGGUCAAGAUACAUAAUUUUUGAAUGAGAGUGAACUGGAUGCAUGUCUUAUUAAACAAUACCAGGCUUUGUUAAAUUUCUGCUAAUGUUAGCUUAUAUUUCAACAAACUUUUAUGAAUAAAUGGAAUUUUAGUUUCGAUUUCA